AUGAAUUCAAGAGACCCACCCAGUAAAAUUUUGUUACUUAUCAUAACUUAUCUACCUCCUUCUUUCCCUCUUACGAAUGAUUACUUGUUCGAGACUUUCAAACAAUACGGAGAGAUCAAGAAAAUACUCAUUUUUGAGAGAGGAAAAACAAACAAGGCAUUCAUUGAAUAUUACGACAUCAAACACGCAAUCUCAGCUAGAAGAGAUAUGAUGGGUAAAUCGAUCACACCUUAGGGAGGCAGGCUUCUUAUCCAUUUUUCUCGUUUAAAGUAGCUCAAUCUCGAAGUGGUUGAUCAUACUCGUGGCACUUAAUAUUAACCUCACGAAGUAGAGACACAGGUUUAACCCUAAAAGCAGGUGUAAAAUCUGCCAAAAGCCCCUUUAUUUAUAGAGGAAGAAGCCAAACCACCCCUAAUAGAUUUAACAUAAGUAUUGAAAUUAGAGGCAGUUGAUGUGUCUCAAGCAUCGGAAGAAUCUCCAACGAAAGCAAUUAUGGAAACAUAAUUAAAAUAAUUGGAAAGAAUUUUAGAUGAAGAUUAUGCAAAUGAAGUAGCAAGAUCUAACCUAACUCAAUUUGAUGAAUAACAACAAGUCAUUAAUGAAUUACUGGCUUAAAAACCAUCAAAAUAUUUGAAAGUACAAAACAUAGAUGAGAGAGUGACUGCCAAGAUGUUAUUUGGCCAUUUGAAUGCACUGUUGUUUUAAAAGAAGGACAAUAUUGCAAUCUUACAAUUUACCAACAUCGAUCAUGCUACUAUAGCUAAGGAACUGCUCAAUAAUAUUAUGUUUUUCAACAGAGAAAUAAGAAUAUUGUUUCAUUAGAUUGAUAAUCUUGAAGCAUCAAAUCCUAAUGAAGAAUAUUAUGUUGGAAGUUAAACCAAAUUCAAAAUAGUCCCUCUUAGUAAAGUCCUCGUUUUUUCUGGAAUCAGUGAUCUGCUUGAUAUCCAAGACAUGGUAAAACUUGUUGGGAAAAUUUAAGAAAUUAAAUUAGAAUAGCACAGUAUCUAGAUUACAAUGUUGGAUAUCUAUGAAGCAUUGAAGGUCAUUUCAGUUCUUUCAGAAUACGAGUAUAAGGGAAAUAAAAUUAAUCUAAUUCUUAAAUGA
This is a messenger RNA of Paramecium tetraurelia, 1104 nucleotides long. RefSeq lists its product as uncharacterized. The record is from RefSeq and is a predicted model, not a curated record. Lineage: Eukaryota; Ciliophora; Oligohymenophorea; Peniculida; Parameciidae. Gene Ontology annotation, molecular function: RNA binding. The transcript has 6 exons.